UGUAAGGCUGUCACCUUGAAUAGCGAAUUCAACGUAGUCGCCUAAAAUCGCGUCAGUGCGUUUUCAUUCCAUUUGACUAAAAAGUCGCUAUUUUGUCUAAUCUCCUGAAUUAUUUCGUGCCCUCCAAAUCCCCCUCGUUACCAUCUAACUGCAACCAUGGUGCAUGUCGUCGUUGAUACCGCUGACUUCGAUGGCAAGCUGGAGUCCGCUGGAGACUUGUUGGUGGUGGUGGACUUUUUUGCCCAGUGGUGCGGUCCAUGCAAGAUGAUCGCCCCAAAACUGGAGGAGUUAGCCACGCAGUACACGGAUAAGGCUGUAGUUCUCAAAGUGGACGUAGACGAAUGCGAAGAAUUGGCCAUGCGCUACAACAUCUCCAGCAUGCCCACAUUUGUGUUCAUCAAGAACAAGCAAGUGGUGGAGACUUUCUCAGGAGCCAACAAUGACAAACUGGCUAAUUUCUUUGUCAAAUAUACUGCCUAGAAUCAUUUGCACAAGCACCUUCUCCCAAAAAAAAAAAAAAAACAGAAACCAUAAAUUUUACCCUUCACUAUAAGUGUACAGUUUUCACGUGAAAGCCCUCGAGAAAAAAAGCAGGGGACAACAGAAAAAAAUCUUUAAUAGAUUACAAAUAUAGAAAAUAAUAAGCUUCACUUUGUGCUAAAAAAAAAACAAUUUUUCAUAUGAAAGGCAUUUUUUUCUUCAAUAUUUUUACAAAGUUAUCUUUUCUACAACAUUAUUAACGCAAUCUCAGCGGAAUUGUCCUGCAAAUGAAGGUAGUUAACGAAUUUAAGCAUCAAAGGGCUGGUUGUUUGUAAGUAGUGCUAAAAGCUGUUGUUUAAAUGUUCCGUAACAUUGAUUAGAAUGCAAAAAAAAAUUGUAGCAUUUCCAAGUGUUUUAUUGGGUUUCUUGAUAACGGGUGAAAAACACAAAGUACACUGAGAUAAAUAAUCCGUCUGAGUUGGCAGUUUGGUAAAUUUGAAAAGGCUUUUUUUUGAAUCCCAAUAAAGUGUAAUAAAUAAAUUUAUUUUUUAUUUUA
Messenger RNA from Phlebotomus papatasi, 1036 nucleotides. Its product is annotated as thioredoxin-2-like. The record is from RefSeq and is a predicted model, not a curated record. NCBI's taxonomy places the organism in Eukaryota, Metazoa, Arthropoda, Insecta, Diptera, Psychodidae. Gene Ontology annotation, molecular function: protein-disulfide reductase activity. Bases 157 to 480 code for a protein of 107 amino acids. The transcript has 2 exons.